Molecule: messenger RNA, 2262 nt
Organism: Coregonus clupeaformis (lake whitefish)
Lineage: Eukaryota; Metazoa; Chordata; Actinopteri; Salmoniformes; Salmonidae
Product: neuropeptide Y receptor type 1-like
Exons: 5
Coding region: 305-1435 (376 amino acids)
Biological process (GO): G protein-coupled receptor signaling pathway
Cellular component (GO): plasma membrane; neuron projection
Molecular function (GO): neuropeptide binding; neuropeptide Y receptor activity
Source: RefSeq, a predicted model, not a curated record
UCAGCUGAUCCUGAGCCAAGCCAGUCACAUUGUCUCCAGCAGACUGAGGGAGUGGGCUCAGCCAAUACAAGUGAUUAGCAGACUCGGAGAGCCAAUCACAGCGACUCUAGCAACAUGACGACCAACCAGCUGUGGCAAACUGAGGAGGGUAUAGAAAGACUAUAAAUGCCUGUCUACCCCGUCACCCUGUACCCCUCUACACCGCCUUUAGCUCCCUCUAGCCCCCCAUCAACACCCAGUCUCUACCCCCUCAGAGGGAGUUCAGUAAGCACCCUCUAACAGCCCCCAAAACCCUUCUUCCACCAUGACCAAUAACAGCAGCUCACCUGGCGUCUGGGAGACCUCUGAUUGGUCCGAGUCAGGCCAGUGCCCGCCCUCAGUGGGCGGGGCCACAUUCCUUAUUGUGGCCUACAGCACGGUGAUCGCGGUGGGGUUGCUAGGCAACGUGGGCCUGGUGUUCAUCAUUGGGCGGCAGAAGGAGCUGCGUAACGUCACCAAUAUUCUGAUCGCCAACUUGUCCUGCUCGGACAUCCUGAUGUGUGUGGUGUGUCUGCCCGUCACCGUCAUCUACACUCUAAUGGACCGCUGGGUACUGGGGGAGGCACUCUGCAAGGUCACUCCAUUCGUACAGUGUGUGUCAGUGACGGUGUCUAUAUUCUCCCUGGUGUUGAUUGCGUUGGAGCGCCAUCAGUUGAUCCUGCACCCUACUGGCUGGUCCCCAGCAGCAGGCCACUCCUACCUGGCCGUAGGUCUCACCUGGUUGGUCGCCUGCUUCAUAUCCCUCCCCUUCCUGUCCUACAACAUCCUGACCGACGAUCCCUUCCAGAAUCUCACCCUGCCCGCCAACCCCUUCAGAGACCAUGUGAUCUGUAUGGAGAAAUGGCCGACAGAUAGACACCGUCUGGCCUACACCACCUUCCUGCUGCUGUUCCAGUACUGUGUCCCUCUGCUAUUGGUGCUGCUCUGCUACCUCCGCAUCUUCCUACGCCUACGUCGACGCAGGGACAUGGUGGAGCGGAGCCGGAAGGCCCGAGGUGCCCAGAGGAUCAAUGCUAUGCUGGCGGUCAUCGUAGCCGCCUUUGCCCUUUGCUGGCUGCCGCUCAACGUGUUCAACACGAUAUUUGACUGGCACCACCAGGUGCUGCCCGCCUGCCAGCACGAUGCUUUGUUCUCUGCCUGCCACCUCACCGCCAUGGCCUCCACCUGUGUCAACCCUGUGGUGUACGGCUUCCUGAAUAGUAACUUCCAAAAGGAGUUGAAGGUUCAGCUGCAGCGCUGCCACUGUGGCUUGGGGGCACCAGAGAGCUAUGAGAAUUUCCCGCUCUCUACCGUCGGCAGUGAGGGGAUCACCAAGAUGUCGAUGCUGAACCGGGCAGGGUCAAUGAGCACCGCGCUGCCGCCACGGGGCGAGCCCAGUGUUAGCAUAUGCAGCUAACGUCUAGCCAACAGAGCUAGUGGCUAAUGCUAAUGGCUAAUUAGUGUAGCAUGUACAGCUGUUAGACAGGGUGUAAACAACAAGGAUACAGCUCAUAUCAAGCAAGCAGCAAACAGACAGAACCCCCAAAUGAACAGAGCUGGCAUAGAGCAGCUAACACUAAUGGACAAAGCUAACGGCUGAUACUAAAGAGAGACAAAGUGGAACUAAGCAGCUGGACAGACAUGACAGACUGGUUGGCCCCAGUCUCCAUGAGUAUCAGUCGAUUUCUGAAUUCCUAUAAAGCAUUGCAGGCGGAGCAGAGUAUACAGAACUAAUGUAUUCACUUAGCUAAAAUAGAAACGAACAAACAGAUCCAUACAUCUAAUCAACAGAGCAGCUCAUGGACAGAGUGCACACAUGCAGCUACGCUAGGUAGCACACAGCUGGAGAGACUGCGACAGAGAAAGUGACAGACCCAGGGACGUGUGGGCUCUGUUUCCAUGGUGAUGGUGUAUUUCUGAACUAAGUCAGUUUGUUCCCGGAAGAACUGUCGUCACCAGAGUUUGACAUCAUCCUAGCGUGUUAAGCUGCUGUCACGCAAGUCAGAUGGAUGGACAGACGGUCAGUCAAUCAGUCAGUCAGUCAAUCAGUCAAUCAGUCAGACAAUUCUGAACUCAGGGCUGCCUUGAGCUGAUAUGACAGCUGUCUCUCUAACAUCAGAAUAACCCUGUUGACACUGAUAGCCCUCCCUCUCAGUCGCUGUCUCUUUAUGAGCUGUUCAGUAAUCAGAGAGAUCAGUCUGAGAUGCUGAUAAGAGAGACAGAGAGAGGAGAGAGAGAGAGAGA